AUGGAGUUUCCAGAGCAUUUCGUUACUCUGCUUAGAGAGUUUGUCACGACACCAUCGUUCUCAGUUUCUGUCAAUAGGGAAUCUUGUGGCUAUUUUAAAGGUGCAAAAGGGCUUCGUCAAGGAGAUUCGAUCUCCCCUUAUCUGUUCACCCUAGCCAUGGAGGUUUUCUCUCAAAUGUUGAACAGUCAGCACAACACUGCCUGCAUAGGCCACCAUCCAUCAGCAGUGACCCCACAGGUGUCUCACUUAGCCUUUGCAGACGACAUAAUGGUGUUCUUUGAUGGAAGCUACAACUCCCUGGAAAACAUUAUUAAGGUCCUUCGUGAUUUCUGUGAGAUCUCGAGUCUUCAUACAAACAUGGGCAAGACUGAUUUGUUCAUUGCAGGAGUGAACCAACCUGAAACCGAAAGGAUUGCAUACAUUUGCUUCAAGCUCGGUUCAUUACCCAUUCGGUAUCUUGGACUGCCAUUGAUGCAUCGAAAGCUCCGUAUCGCAGAGUACAAACCUUUAAUAGACAAGAUCUCAGCAAACUUCACCAACUGGUCUACUCGUGCUCUGUCAUAUGCAGGAAGAAAGAACUCAUAUCCACUGUAA
Camelina sativa (false flax) is the source of this 594-nucleotide messenger RNA. NCBI's taxonomy places the organism in Eukaryota, Viridiplantae, Streptophyta, Magnoliopsida, Brassicales, Brassicaceae. The record is from RefSeq and is a predicted model, not a curated record.